Podarcis lilfordi (Lilford's wall lizard) is the source of this 11170-nucleotide messenger RNA. The record is from the annotation of a GenBank genome assembly. NCBI's taxonomy places the organism in Eukaryota, Metazoa, Chordata, Lepidosauria, Squamata, Lacertidae.
AGUGGUGGUGGCGGUGGAGGAGGAGGAGGAACACAUCGCGGCGCGGCUUAACCCACGCCUCUCCUCUGCGAACGCGCAUGCGCGCGGCGGCGAAGGCCGGGGGCGGGGCCUGCUAACCCCUUGGAGGAGGAGAUGGAGGAGGAGCUGGGGUUGGAGCUGGGCGUGUCUCCGUCGCCGUCACGCAUCGGCAGCGCCCACUCCUGCUCCUCCCUCCUCCGCCUUGAACAGGAGGCCAAGCGCAAGAAGCGGGCGCAGCAGCAGCAGCGCAAGGCCGCCGACAUCAUGCCGGGUGAGAGGCGCUAACGUUCGCCGCGCGGGAACCUUUGGAGUGACGUCACUCCGCUUGGCUGGGGGUGGGGGAGAGAGGCGAGAGAAGCUGCCCGUUAGUUAUCUCCUCCCCGGGGAAACCUCCAUCUCUACCGCCCUAGUGAGUUGCUAUUAUUAACAUGCCACUUGGUGCCCCGCCAUUGUUCCAGUGAUCUCGGGAUAAUCCCGUCCCCGUCCAUGUUAUCACCAUCACCACAACAACCCUGCAGGGUAGGGCAGAUGGAAUGGCUGGCUCACUGAGUGACCUUGAUGGCUGGGCGAGGGGUACAAGGGGACCUUGGGGCACAGGUUCUCCACGUACCCGUGGGUCGUUUUACUAAACUUUUACCUAUGUUAAUCUGUUGUGACCCGUGGACAGCCUGAAAGGGCAAGCAAGGGCUGUGGGAUGGAGACCCCGAAGCGUUUGAAAGACUCCUCACAAAUUCCCCUCAUGGAAGUGAUUCCUACUACUAAUCGGACCCCCAAGUGUCCCCAUUUCCCACGGACAGUCAGUCCAGGAUUUGCAGAAGGAUUUGCAGUUUCUGAUUUGAUUCUGAAAUGUCCCUUUGGACAUCCCUAUUUCAUCAGAGGGUAUGGUCAGUGAUCUGACCCCCGAGCCAUCUGAAGGCAGCCCUGUACAGUAUAGGCAAGUUUUUUUUAAUGUUUGAUGCUUUAUGCUUUAUGUUUUUAUGUAUGUUGGAAGCCACCCAGAGUGACUGGGUGGUAUAAAUAGUAAAAUAAUAAUAAUAAUAAUAAUAAUAAUAAUAAUAAUAAUAAUUAAUAAUAAUAAUGGAAUUAGGACAUCCCUAUUCUCAUUGGAGAAAUGUUGGAGGGUAUGCUAUGUGCUACAGGCAACCAGAUGGAAAGCUGUUUAUCAGUUACCUGUCAGCUGCGUGUUGUUGAGCCUGGUACUAUGCCAUGCCUUUCGUAUCGUGUGUUGUGGUUCUUAUAGAUUGAGCCUCCUUAAGAUGAAACAUAGGAAAUUGCCUGAUACUGUCUGUCUGUCUGUCCAUCCAACUCAGUGCUACCCUUACUGAUUGGCAGCGGCUGUCCAGGAUUUCAGGCAGGGAGAAUUUUCCCAGCCGUACCUUGAGAUGCCAAGGAUUGAACCUGGGACUUUCUGCCUGCAUAGUAGAUGCUCUGCUACUGAGCUACAGCUCUUCCCUUGAGGAUCUUCAAACAGACAUCAUUUGACAAGGGUGCAAGCCAUUGCACAGUGCUAAAGCAUAGACUUUUCCACGCAGAAGGCCCCAUGUUUAAUCCCCAGCAUCUGUAGUGAAAAAGAACUUGAAUAAUGGCUUUUGGAAAGGCCUUCAGCUGAAGUCUUAGAAAGUUUCUGUUAAGAGUGGAAAAUACUAGGCUAGACAGAAUAGUGGACUGGCUCAGGAUAAGGCAGCUUCAGGUGGCAUCUUUAUGGAUAAAUCAUAAUGUGAAGCAGAGACAUCCCACUGUAUCAGUAAAAGAUGAACCUGGUGUUUUAAAGAUUGAAUGUGCUAUAAUUCCUCUUGUUGACGGUGUGGAUAGAGGGCGAAUUUCUAUGUUAUCUCUUAUUUUAUAAACCCAGCAAUUUAGCCCCCCCCCCCCCCGCAAAUACAAAAAUAUUUCAAGUUUAAGGUUCUACAAGUGUUUUGCUGUGUUAUUUAGGGUUGCUGCCUUGCAGGGGUGAGGAACCUGUAGCCUUCCAGAUGUUGUAAGACUCCAACUGCUAUAAACUCUGGUCACUAUCUGUCCUGGCUGGGGCUGAUGGGCGUUGGUGUCCAGCAACAUCUGGAGGGCCCUUAUUCCCCAGCCCUACUUGUAUUGCUUAAAUAACAGGUGAAAGCUUCCUUCUGCUCCUCUGUCUACAGUAGGCAACAAUUGGGCAGCAGUUGGGCCUUGCUCAAAUAGGAUAGAAGUUCAGCAAUGGGCUUUAUCUUCUUCCUUGCUCAUGUCUUUUUUCUUGAUUUUGCAGUAGGGCGAAGCAGUGAUGACGUGCUGGAUCUGACCAAGUACACAAAAAACCAGCCAUGGUGGCGCAAGCUCUUUGCACCCAACUCAGGGUCCAGUGCAGAGAAGUACAACGUAGCAACCCAGCUGGCAAUCGGAGGCGCCACUGGAUGGUGAGGCAGUGCUGUACAUUGGCUGCAUUUGUGGUAGAUGGCAGGGGAAGGGGACAGCAAAUUCACCCAACUCUUGUAGUAACACAGUCUCUGUGCUACAGAUUGCCAUUUUUUCUUACUGCAGAUGGAGCUGCCUUGUCAGUUAUUCUGUAUAGUUGAUGUAAUUUUCCUGAAUUAUCCCCGUUUUUGAUUUGCAGGUGCACUGGCUUCAUCUUCCAGAAGGUUGGGAAACUGGCGGCGACUGCUGUGGGAGGUGGCUUCUUCCUGCUUCAGGUUGGUGGUUGCCUACCUUGGAUUUGGGAGUAGUUGACUAGUAGAGUGGGGUAUCUUGGCUGCCUUAACUGCAGAAAACUGCAUGCAGCUGUGACUCAUCUUUUUCACAUGAGUGGUUUAAUUGGAUGUCUAGGCAGCAUCCACAACCCAGCCCUAGUUGGAGCCUCUUGUUCACUGGCUUGCCUGUGCAGGAGAUUCAAGUUGGAACACUUUGGUAGUUCCUUUUAUAGCUGUGCCAAAUGGCCUCUUGAUAUUUUCCACCCUGUUUGUGGGCAGAUAAAUUUUGAGUGAUGGUGGUUGAUUUCACCAUAUUCUCCAGGAUAGAGCCCACCAUUAGCGGUGGCUUUCUUUUCUGCUAAUGUAUUUUUCUCAGCUGACAAUCCCUGAAAGUGGCAGCAACAACUAUUUGUGUUGGGCAGCUUAAGCACCAUUUUGCAUACUUAGCAGGACUCCAAAUUUGUUCUGAUGGUGGUGAACAGUAUCCACUACAAAAAAAAUAGGGAAAUUUCUGCACUGUGACGAGUCUUUGCUUGUAGGGGAAGAGGGGGGGAAAUGGAUAAACAUCAUUUGCAGCAUUUUGGCUCAGCUGUAGUUUCUUCAUCAUUCCCUGGCAGAGCUUUAAAAUAUUCCUGGCAGUGGCAGCAUCUAGUUCGCAGUUGCUGCAGCUGCAUAUUGCUGAAUCUGGUGCUAUGCCAUGCCUUGCAAAUAAUGUGUGUUGCUGUUCUUAUAGAGGCUCUGGGCAUUUCAGCAGCCUACAGACAGGUUGUUGCACUUAAUGGAGUGCCAGCACAGUAUAGUAGCUAGGGUGUUGAACUGGGACCUGGUAGGCUAGGGUUCAAAUCCCAGCUCAGCCAUGAACCCAUCUUGCAGGAUUGUUGUGAGAAUAAACAGGGAGGUGGGAGGACCAUGUAUGCUGCCCUGAAGUCUUUGGACUGAUUGAAAUAUCUGGCUGAAAUGCUACAAGUGAAGUUUUCUGUCUAGAGACAUAGUGGCUUGUAUACAAUGUUAGUCCUACUCAGAGUAGACUCAUUAAAAUUAAUGGGCAUAGCUAACUUGAGCCCAUUCAUUUCAAUGGGUCUACUCUGGCUAAAACCUAGAUUCAACCCAGUGUGUGUGUUGUGGGGUAAUGCAUCAUAUCUUGAUAUCUGCCUAUCAUAGAUCUGUUAAAGCAGGUGUGAGGAAAUUUCGGCCCUGCAGAUAUUACUGAACUCCAAUUCCUACCACUGGCCAUGCUAGCUAGGUCUGAUGGGAGUUGUAGUUCAGCAGCAUCUGGAAGGUCAACGGUUCCCCACUCCUGUGCUAAAGAUAUAGGGCCUCUGUAAAUAUUAAUAUAAAAAGAGAAGAUGAUAGCAAGCCUUUUUGUCUUCCAGCUGGAUUAUCAAAGGAUCUCUGAUUUUUCUUUUCUAAAACAUUGGUUUGUGCAAUAUAGAGUUUUGGUUGCCACUGGAGAAGAUUCUGAUAGCAUCAACAGCAACACAUGAUCACUUGCAGCAAAGCCAAUCCACUGCUAAUUUUAAACAUCAGCAUCAGUGGAACAGCUCCUCUAUUUUAAGCUUGGUGCUCACACAAAAAAAUGAUCUUCGUUUGAACCAUACUUGCUUCUGUGCCUUUCUAUUCCAGCUUCCAUGCAGGUCUUCCAUGUGAUAGAAGAAAAGUGCUAGAGUGUACUGGGGAAUGCACUGGCUCAGUGGGCUCUUCAGUCAUCCAUGGACUCCCCCAAAAUUGCUCAGUCUUACCGAGUACUGGCAUUGGUUAUAUUUGUUUGAUUCAUCCAGGCUUUUCUUAAAACAUCCAUUCCAGGGUUUGUGUGGGCAACAGAGCCCUGCAGUCCUGAUUCUUUGUGUUAGAUUACCAGUCUUCCUGCUGGACAGCCAAUUGUAUUCUGUACACAUUAAGCAGUAAUUCUUAACUUUUUCAGACCUGGGAUGCAUCUGUAACUUGUUCAUGCAUUUCUUGACUGACUGGGUUUAAAAAACAAAAACAAAACACCAUAUACUUAUAUAUUGGUAAGUGCUGCUGUUGUGAUCUACCUUAGAUCAAGCUGUGAUCCAGUAGUGACUCCUAAUUCACCGGUUGAAGGCCAGUGCAUUAAAGCAGGUGUGUCAAACUUUUGGCCUUCAAUAUGCUGCUCAACUACAGAUUGUAUCAUAACUGGCCAUUGACUGUGCUUCCUGAGGUUGAUGGGAGUUGUAGUUCAGCAACAUCUAGAGGGUCAAUGGUUCCACACACCUGCACUAAAGAAGGCUAGGUUCCUGCUGUCCUUGACUCCAAAUGCUGUUUUGUUCACUGCUUUUCUCAAUAGCUGCAACUCAUUGGAAGGGCAGUUCUCCUGGGGCUACUGCUUUGAGCUGCUAUGUAGCAAUGUGGAUGGGGUACAAGAAAUGGGCAGUGCUGUCCAUAAAUACUUAUCCAGCUAGACGUGUAGUGUUUUGCUUCAGGAAACAUUUUCUCUACUCCAGCUUGCAAACCACACAGGCUACAUCAAAGUGGACUGGCAAAUGGUUGAGCGGGAUGUGAGCAAAGCCAAAGAACAGCUGAAGUUUCGUGGGAGCACCACCAAUCAGCUGACACCAGAAGUGAAGAGCAAAAUGGAUGAGGUGAGACUGGUGGGCAAGUUGGAGAGAUAUGGGAGGCUAGCAGCAAAGCCUUGAGUAGGAAAAAGUGUUUGAUGUGAUAACUGUGCAGUAAAGAGGAGAUGGGCACAAAUUAUUAAAUAUGUUAUGGGGGACCUGCAGAUAUUAUUAGACACCCAACUCCCAUCGCUCCUGUUCUGGACUACUGGCCCAAAGGAGGGCUUCUGGGACUGUUUGGGUGCAGGUGUAUCAUCAUCAUCAUUUUAUUUGUAUGCUGCCUUUCCAUAGUUGAAACUAUGCUCAAGGCGGCUUACAACAUGACAAGAUUGACAUAAUUACAAACAUAACAGAAGUCAUAAACAAUCAAUAAAAAACAUCAAAAAGUACAUAACCACAUGGAAACAAUUUCCACGUAAAUCAUAAGAUCUAAAACUAAAGAUACAGCAAUAAUAUCAAUAACAGCAACAAGCUCUCUCAACCUCCUGUGAACAUUACUCCAGCCCAAGAAUCUGUUGGUUGCUUAAAAUGCCAGAGUUGUAAGUUCUGGUGCUUUACUAAAGAAGGGGUAGACUUGCAGCAAAUCAGCCUGACAGUUUUCCUAGCCUUUGCAGAUGUGGGAAAAGAGAUGACUUAUCCACACUCAAGCAAAUGUUUAUACAUUCUUUAUACAGCAAAGCAGCACACAUCAUUUCACCUGGCUAGAUGAGAGCAUAGGUGGCAAAUACCUUACAGAUAGUUCUCCUUUCUGGGCUCAGAGCCCAGCACUCCAAGACCACAGAUAAGGAUCACAUCAAAGCAAGCCAAUUACCGUAUUUUUCACCCUAUAGGACGCACCUUUUCCCCUCCAAAAAUGAAGGGGAAAUGUGUGUGCGUCCUAUGGGGCGAAUGCAGGCUUUCGCUGAAGCUUGGAGAGCGAGAGGGGUCAGUGCGCACCGACCCCUCUCGCUCUCCAGGCUUCAGGAGAGCCCCAGCCCCACAAGGUUGGGGGACAGCGGGGAGGCGGAACGCCGCCAUCCCGCUGUCUCCCAAUGUGGUUUGGAGGCUGACGGCGGGGAGAUGCGUGCUUCUCCCCGCCGCCAGCCCCGCAAGCUCCGGGGACAGCUGGGAGGCGCAGCGCGUCUUCCCGCUGUCCCCGAACCUGGUCUGAAGGCGGGCGGCGGGGAGAAGAGCGCUUCUCCCCGCUGCUGCCCCGGAAGCGCUUGGGGGGGAAAUAAUUUUUUCCCCCUUUAUUUCCCCUCAAAAAAACUUGGUGUGUCCUAUGGGCCAGUGCGUCCUAUGGGGCAAAAAAUACGGUAACAUAUAUCAAAACAAGUGAAUAUAAACAUAUAUAUGAGCUCAUUGUUACAGCAGCUACCAAUUAAUUAUGGGAUUAUCUUGACUAUCAGUAUGGCGUUAGCAAAGCUUCUGAAACAGUUAGCCUUUGGUUCAAUACAACUCUUAAGCCAGGAUAGAGGUCCACAGGUUUCCCAUCCUUGCAUUAAAUUGAGAGGGAGGUGUGAGAGCAGACAGUGUUUGCUUACCGAGUAUGGCUGUAACAAAAUCAAGAUGGUACACUGAAGGGAGAGCCAGUUUGUCAGCAGCAGAUUUCAGAUUUCAAGUACAGUUGAUAGCUUCUAGGCAGAAUCCAGAGAGAGUUCUCACUUCUGAAGACUCUGGUCUGAGUAGGCCUGCACAACCAGUGGCCCACAGAGUCGGGGCCCUUAUGCUUGCUGCCGCCUUAUAAUUGCAAAUGUGGGGGUAUCUUUUUGUCAGGCACUUGAGCAGCCACAAUGCAUGUCCAGGAGGCAACAUGUAGCUUCUGAAAAUCAAAUAGGGACCAAUAUAAGAUUUGUCUUUUCUCUUUUUCAGGUGAUCUCCUUUCUGAAGAAGAAUGUUCUCCUGACUGGAGGGUUCGUUGGAGGGUUUCUGCUUGGCAUGGCUUCUUAGGAGCCUCCUCUGAUCUGGCUCCUGUGCUGCUGUUGCUGCCACCGCCAUCUCCUACUCAGUAAUCGUUCGUUUUCUCCAUUGCUGAACUUGUCCGCUGGAACAUUCUGACAUCUCUCUGUAUGCACCUUAUGGCCUCCAGAAACACUGCCACAAGCUCCUUUUGCUCCUCUCCUUUUUUCAUUUGAUUGAUUGGUCAGUGGUUGAGAGGUAGCAUUAGGCUGAAGGCUGUUUGCUGUGAGGCUGAUUCCUACCCCUGCCUGAUAUGUCAGGUUUUGUAUAAUCAUCCCCAAAUUCUUUUCCAGUGGGAAAACGUGCACAAAAUGUUAUGAUAGUACCCUGCAGGGGAGCACCCAACUCCCUUGUAGGCACCUUCUCAUUGUGUUGUACCCCCUGGGUGGCAAAGAGUACAGCCUGUGCUUUGGAGAGCACAGAAGCUCAGCAGCCUAAGGAGAGGGUGUGCCAGGCCAUGUCCCAAAAUAACCUGCAUCUAGUUUUGGCUUAUUCUUCCCUGGACAGGCUCUGAAUACUACUUCCUAGAAAUGCCCGCAGAAGAGAGAAACAGGUCUUCCUGACAUCUCCCAAACUUUUAUUUUUACCUCUUGCUGAAGCCACAGAGCUGGAAUGAUCUGUGGAAACUCUGACUGCUGCGUGGGAUUUCUGCCAUCCUCUCUUGCUGAAGGAGGCCUGAAAAGCUUGUAGUGGGUGGGAUGAACCCUCUUCCCUGAAUAUGUAUUUUGAACACUCACUUGAUUAUGAUUCAACUAAACUUUGCUCUAGGUGGUAGAACGGCUAAAAUAAUGACAGGAGUUGGAAAGCUUUCUACAUGACUCACGCCAUUGGUAGCAAAAGUUACUGGAUUAUGGGGAUGGAAUGCUGUGUUUUGCUGCUGGAGCCUCCUGCUCUGUCUUUUAUGGACCUCCAGCUCCCUGAAAUGUAUGGAGGAAGAGCUAGGCAUGGUCUGCUGUUGCUGUAAACCAGCCUUCUCCAACCUGGUGCCCUCCAGAUAUUUUGGUCUUAGCAGCCCCAGCCAGCAUAGCCAAAGGGAGUUGUAGUCCAAAAUAUCUGCAUGCCACCACUCUGGGGAAAGUUUUUCUAGAUCAUGAGUGCUGCAUGAGAGAUGUGACUCUUGCCCCCCAAACUGAAGAUGGAGAAGUAAUGGUUGGAUUAUAUUGACAGAAGUUGGUUUAUCUCUGCAUGAGUUGCAUUCUGGACAGAAGCCUGCACUUUUCAUAUCUGCUCCAGAAGCACUUAAAGCUGAUUUUCUAAUACGUGUUUUUUCCCCCCUCCUGCAGUCCCUACCUGUCUGUUACAAUAUACAUGUAAAAAUUAAAAUGAUAUCCUGAGCUACGUUUAUAAAUGAACAGAUUUAUUAUAGCAGAAGCUUUAAUGGCUCUCCAGGUGGAGCUGCACUGCAACUCUCAUCAUGCCAUCAACUAUGCUGGGUGACCGAUAGAAGUUGGAGUCUGGCAACUUCUGAAGGGCUUCCCCAGCCCUGGCUUUUAAAAAUACUACUCUUGUUAGUUCAUUCUUGCAAAAGGCUGCUCUGCAAAUUUAUUAUUUAUUUAUUUAUUUAUUAAAUGUAUAUACCAUCCUUCAUCCAGAGAUUACAGGGUGGUUUGCGGCAUAAAAAUAAAAAAUGGAAACGCAAUAUAUAUAACAUAUUAACACAAAAAAACCCCAAUAAUCCCUUGUCCCCCAAACACAUUUAAAAGGCCAUAAAUUGUUUAAUCAGCCAAAGAUGCUUUCACCUAGCACCUAAAGAUAUGUAACGAAGCUGCCAGGGCAGCCUCCCUGAGAGAGCAUUCGACAGAUGGGGAGCCACUGCAGAAAAGGCCCAUUCUCGUGUUGUCACCCUCCAGACCUCUUGAGAAGGGGCCACAUGAAGAAGGGCCUCAGAUGACGCUUUCAGAAUCUGGGUCAGUUCAUACGGGGAGAGGUGAUCCUUGAGGUAUUGCGAUCCUGAGCCGUUUAAGGCUUUAUAGGUCAAACCCAGGACUUUGAAUUGGGCCUGGAAACUAAUUGGUAGCCAGUGCAGUCAGGCCAGGAUUAGUGUUAUAUCCUCGAACCGUCUUGCUCAGGUGAGCAACCCCGCUGCUGAAUUUCGCAGCAGCUGAAGCUUCCAAAUUCCAAAGGCAGCUCCAUGCAUAAUGUGUUACAGUAAUCUAACCUAGAGGUUAUCAGAGCAUAGACAACAGAAACUAGGUUAUCCCUGUCCAGAUAGGGUCACAGAUGGGCCACCAGCCGAAGCUGAUAGAAGGCACUCUAUGCCACCAAGGCCACUUGAGCCUCAAGCAACAGCAGUGGGUCCAGGAGUACCCUCCACAGCUACGUUCUUGCUCCUUCAGAGGGCAGGAAACCUCCCAUCCUGGUCUAGUGAACCACCCACUAACAGUGCCUCAGUCUUAUCUGGAUUGAGCUUCAUUUUGUUGGCUCUCAUCCAGUCCUUUACCAAGGCAAGACAAUGAUCCAGCAUAUCCACUGCCACAUUUGCAGAUGUAAAGGAGAAGUAGAGUUUUGUGUGAGUAGCAUAUUGCUGACAGUACUCCAAAACUCCAUAUGACCCCACUCAGCAGUUUCAUGUAGAUGUUAAACAACAUGGAGGAUGAAAUCAAACUCUGUGGAACGCAUAUUGAAGGUUCCAUGGGGCUGAACAGAACACCCCAAGCAUCACAGUCUGAAAACGUCCAUCCAAGUAGGACCAGAACCACUUCAAAGCAGUGCUGCCCAUCCUUAACUCAGACAGCCGCUCCAGAAGGAUACCAUGCCUGAUGCUAUAAAAAGCCACUGAGAAGUCAAGGAAAAUAAUAAUAAUAAUAAUAAUAAUAAUAAUAAUAAUAAAAAAUUUUAUUUAUAUUCCGCCCUCCCCAGCCGAAGCCGGGCUCAGGGCGGCUAACAACACUAAUUCACAAUUCACAAAGACAUAUUUCCCCUGUCUCUCUCCUAACAAAAGUCAUCAUACAGGGCGAGUAAAGCGGUUUCUGUGCUAAAGGUGGGCCUAAAUACUGAUUGAAAUGGAUCUAGAAAAUCAGUUUCCUCCAAGAAAAUGGAUCUGGUCUGUGACCACCCACUCAGUAACUCUGUCUAAGAAGGGGGACAAGGAUAUUGGCAAGCUAAAACAUGUAGAGCAGGGCAACCAAGAUGAUCAAGGGUCUUGAAACCAAGCCUUAUCAGGAACAGUUGAGAGUUGGGUAUAUUUUGCCUGGAAAAGAGACUGAGAGAAGAUUUGAUAGCUGUCUUCAAAUACCUAAAGGGCUUGUUUUCUUCUGCUCUGGAGGCUAGGACUGAAACAAUGGUUUCAAGAUAUGAGAAAGUAGAUGACGACUAAAUAUCUGGAGCUUUGUUAUGGCAAGAGCUGUUCAACGGUGAAAUGGACUCCCUCAGAAGGCGGGGGGCCGUCUUUCAUUGGAGGUCUUUAAGCAGAGUUUUGAUGGCCAUCAGUCAGAUGCUUUAGUUGAGAUUCUUGCACUGCAGGGGGUUAGACUAGAUGAGCCUUGGGGCCCUUUACAACUCUGUGAUUCUAUGACCCCAGUUCCCAUCAAUCCUAUCCACCAGUGAAUGAUGACGAAUGAUGGGAGUUAGAUUUCAACAACAUCUGGAGCGCCACAGAUCUGAGGAAUAAACAGUAUAUUUGGGUGCUGCUUUUUCGCCAAUCUCAUUUAUUUUUUGACUUUAUCAGGAUUUCAUUGCCUCUCGAGCAAUGAUUGAAAGAGCCAAUCUGUUAAGUGGCCACCAGAGGGUGCUAAAAGAAUUGAGCUGGCCUCCAAUUUGAAAACAAGGGCAUAAAUUAGGAAGAGCUAUGUUGAUGAGAGAGAGAGACCAUCAAUGAAGGUGGGGUGUUUUUUUUUGUUAAAAAACAAACCCAAAGCAGCCACCCACAAAAACUCCAGUAGCUACCCACACUUGAGUCUAGAAAAGUGCUAAAAGUUUCAAAAUGUUUUUAUAUGAUAUUUAAAUGUUUGAGGUGAGAGUUUAAAAUAAACUGGUUUUGCUGUA